CGGCGCUGUGCUCAGCCCGAGACCGCGAGGGGAGCAGCGGGGCUUCUGGGCCCGUCCCAGCGCCGAGAGGUUGCUUUAAGUGGCCGCCGCCACUGCCCGCCGUUCCCCUCAGCCUCCACAGCCAGCGGAAGAGAAUGGCCCAAGCUACGGUAGCAGCAACGUCCAUGCAUGAUGAAGACCCAUCUGAAAGCAGGAUGGUGGUCACGUUCCUCGUGUCAGCGCUGGAGUCCAUGUGUAAAGAACUUGCCAAGUCCAAGGCAGAAGUUGCCUGCAUCGCUGUCUAUGAAACAGACGUCUUUGUAGUUGGAACUGAGAGGGGAAGAGCCUUUGUUGAUUCCAGGAAAGAUUUUCAGAAGGAUUUUGUUAAAUACUGUGUUGUAGAAGGGGAGAGGGCUGCAGAGCUGCAGGAAACGAAGUAUGUACCGCCUGCCAACAGGCUGACAGUGGAUGCCAUGGAACUGGAAGCUCUCAGGAAGUCUGUAGAGGACUACUUCUGCUUUUGCUAUGGUAAAGCUUUAGGAAAGUCAACGGUGGUCCCGGUGCCGUAUGAGAAGAUUCAGAGAGACCAAUCUGCUGUGGUGGUGCAGGGCCUGCCCGAGGGGCUUGCGUUCAUGCAUCCGGAAAAUUACGAUGUUUCAACCCUGAAGUGGAUUUUGGAAAACAAGUCAGGGAUCUCAUUUAUCAUCAAAAGGCCUUUCCUAGAGCCGAAGAAAGAGUUAGGAGCUCAUGUGACAGAUCCUUCACAAUCAAUUAUACCUCCAGGUGGAAGUUGCCUUCCUGUUCAAGUGAAAACGGAGCCUACUGAGGAUCCUGGAAUUCCUUUGGAAAUGUCAACAGUGACAGUGAAGGAAGAAUCAGAGGAUCCUGAUUACUAUCGAUACAAUAUUCAAGGAGGCCCUUCUGAAACAUCAGAGAUGGAUGAAAGAAUUGCUCUGGCCAAAAGUUACACAGAUUCCUCCCAGCAUCCUCCUUCAGAAACACGUGAGGAUCCCGAGGUCGAGGUCACCCUGGAAGAUGAUGAAGACUACUUGCCCCCUAACAAGAGAUCGAAGAACACUGAGGCAGCACCUGAAGCUGCCAGUACUGGGAAAAGAAAAGCGAGAGAGUUCAAUUUUGAUAAAUGGAACGCACGAAUUACAGACUUGAGAAGGCAAGUGGAAGAACUGUUUGAGAAAAAAUAUGCUCAGGCCAUAAAAGCAAAGGGCCCCGUGUCCGUGCCGUACGCCCUCUUCCAGUCCCACGUGGAAGACCUCUAUGUGGAAGGCCUGCCGGAGGGCAUUCCCUUCAGACGGCCGUCCACGUACGGCAUUCCUCGUCUGGAGAGGAUUCUCGUAGCGAAGGAGCGGAUCCGCUUUGUGAUUAAAAAGCACGAGCUUUUGAAUUCAACGCAAGAAGAUGCACCAGUGGACAAACCAGCUGCAGGAGUGAAGGAGGAGUGGUAUGCCAAAAUCAACAAACUGAGAAAGACGGUAGAUCAGCUCUUCUGUAAGAAGUUUGCUGAGGCCUUGGGGAGCACUGAGCCUAAAGCUGUUCCAUACCAGAAAUUCGAGGUCCAUUCUGCUGACCUCUACGUUGAAGGUCUACCUGAGAACAUUCCUUUUAGGAGUCCAUCCUGGUAUGGGAUCCCUCGCCUCGAAAAAAUAAUUCAAGUGGGCAACAGAAUAAAAUUUGUAAUCAAAAGGCCAGAGCUGCUAACUCUCAGUUCACCUGAAGUUACUCAACCUGGGACAGCCACACCAGGCAAGACAGCCAAAGAAGAUUGGAAUGUCAGGAUCACAAAGCUAAGAAAGCAAGUAGAAGAGAUAUUUAAUAUGAAAUUUGCUUUAGCUCUGGGGCUUUCAGAGGCAGUGAAAGUUCCCUAUCCUGUAUUUGAAUCAAACCCUGAGUACUUGUAUGUGGAAGGCUUGCCAGAAGGAAUUCCCUUCCGGAGUCCCACGUGGUUUGGGAUUCCACGCCUGGAAAGAAUUGUCCGCGGGAGCAACAAGAUCAAAUUUGUUGUUAAGAAGCCUGAGCUUGUCGCCUCCUAUUUGCCAUCAAGACUGGCUAGUCAAUUAAACACUAAAGCAGCAAAUCCAAAGAGUUCGAAAAGGUUACAGAGUCCUGCAAGCAAUUUACAGGUUCCAGAGAUAGAAGUUACUGUUGAAGAAGGUCCUAAUAAAGCACAAACAGCAGAUGUUCAAACUAAUUCUCAAACCAAUGGGUCCAGUCUGAGUUUCAAGCCAAGAGGAAGAGAUUUUUCUUUUGAGGCGUGGAAUGCCAAAAUCACUGAUCUAAAGCAGAAAGUUGAGAAUCUUUUUAAUGAAAAAUGUGGGGAAGCACUGGGGCUGAGUGAGCCAGUGAAGGUACCGUUUGCGUUGUUCGAAUCCUUCCCAGAGGUUUUCUAUGUGGAAGGCCUACCAGAUGGAGUGCCCUUCCGACGACCUUCUACCUUCGGAAUUCCGAGGCUAGAGAAGAUUCUGAGAAACAAAUCUAAGAUAAAAUUCGUUAUUAAAAAGCCUGAGAUGUUUGAGGCGGCGGUGAAGGAGAGUUCUGCUAAAAGUCCCCAGAGAAAAAAUAAUCCAUCUAAUACAGCCAAUACAGCAAGCACUACAGCAAAUACAGCAGUGAACACAGCAGCAGGAGUUGAAGAUCUUAACAUCAUUCAAGUAACUUUGCUAGAGGAUGAAAGUGAAAGACUUUCAAAGGUGGAGAAGGCCAGACAACUGAGAGAGCAAGUGAAUGAUCUCUUCAGCAGGAAAUUUGGUGAAGCCAUCGGUAUGAAUUUCCCUGUGAAAGUCCCAUACAGAAAAAUCACAAUCAACCCCGGCUGCGUGGUGGUGGAUGGGAUGCCUCCUGGAGUGUCAUUUAAAGCUCCCAGUUACCUGGAGAUCAGCUCCAUGAGGAAGAUUUUGGAAUCAUCAGAGUUCAUCAAAUUUACUGUCAUCCGACCAUUUCCAGGACUUGUGAUGAACAACCAGCUAAUGGAGAAAACUGAAGCAGAAGCAGCACCAGCAGCAGCAGCAGCACCCACAGUACCAGAGCCAGCUGAACCCAGGCAAACAGAGGUAUCUUCAGGAGAUGUUACAGAAACAGAAGAAAGUUGUCAAAUAAAGCAAGAACCAGAGCCAACGUGGUAGAGCUCAUCCCUACUGCGCCAGAAGCACCCAGAGCUGAGAAGAGCUUGCCAGGACUGUGCUGAGCUGUGUGAUGUAACUGUAUAAGAGAAGUACCUUCUGUACAAACCCUUUUGUACUUUGAGAUAGAAAUGUCUACUUUUUCAGCAGUUCUGUGAAUUGACUUCAUGUGAAGAAUGACUGCAGGUUUGGAAUGGCUGGUUUUGCUCUGGAAUAUAUGAUAAGGACUGAAUUUGUUGCAGCAAUACUGGGGAGAUGAUAAGGAUUCAAACGAACGGGGACUUAACAGAGGCCAUCUACUUUUCCCAAUGAAGCUGAAUUCCACUGUGCCUGAAUAUAUCUCAGCUUCUGUAAUGAAGAAACAGUGCAAGUAGCUCCGUUUGUUGGUUUCACUUUGGAGAAAACAGAUCACUGAUUUUUUUGGUUCUUACUCCUUUCAUGGCUGAUAGGUCAGUGGUAUGUGUAUAUUUGCACUAAUUUUUCCUACAUCUGCCACAACUCAUUUGUUUCUCAUAAAUAAAAGGUAAACUGGUUCACUUGAGUGUUAGUAUGCACUAAUGAGAUGGGCAGUAUAUCAGUUUGUGGACUAGGAACCCUUUUAAAUUUAAUCCUUUUAUAGUUUGCUCCAUUAAUUGGAAGUAAUAAGUGCAUGUUUUAUCAGAGUAUCACGUGGGAUUUGUAUGAUGGGUCUGCUCUGGCAGCCCUAAUUUAGGCAAAACAGAGUGAGUUUUUCUCCUGCAGGCUGUGGGUAAUGCCCUGCUGUUCAUCCAGAGCUACCUACAGAAUCCUGCAUCACAAGCUGCUGUAAGCCCUGAUGUCUCAGAACUUAAAUCUCCCAUAGUCCUGUUUAUGCCCCACAUCAUGUGAGAGUCUCAUGUAUUCAUUUCUUGAAGUUUCACAACCCGUGAGAGUUGUAGAAUUCUGGCUCGAGGAGGUUGGGAUGACUGCAUGAUGCACAAAUGCUCGACCUUAUUCCCUCAUUAAGAAAUAAAGAUAUUUCUGAUGGUUUUUUGUGACUGUCCAUAUAUGUUCACAUAGCAGUAACUUUGUAGGCAGCUAGAAUAUGCUACAGCAUAGAUACUACAGUGAAGAACUGAGUUCCUGUUCCACCCUUUGGACAAGGAAAGCAGCUCUGGGUGGUGCAUCUGCAAGGACAAUUUUGAAGACCUGUGUGCAGUUGGAUGUAGUGUCUGUCCUGAGGAACAUCGACAGGAGGAACUCUGCAGACAGGUUCCAUGCUGUGGGUGUAAGGCAGGGAGAGGGCUGUAGCUCAUGUGCUGGCACGAUUGCUCCAUGUAGGUCUAAGUGCUCCUGCUUCAUGAUGUUUGGAGGCAUUGUAAGUAUCUGGCUGUCAUUGUGGUGGCAGUGGGGCCAGGGAUGGCUCUGUGCUGAGCUGUGCUGACAGCAGGUGAUGGAUGCAGUGCUGCCCUGUGUCAGCCCCACAGCAGUGAGCCCAAUGGAUUUUUUUACCUGGUGACUCAGUGAUGUGGGCACUCUCCCAGCUCAUAGCCACUGACAUAUUUCACUUCAGUGGACCUCUGUAGAUAAGUUGUAACAGAAUGACAGCCAGUUUCACAAUUGCUGCCAGACGUUUUUAGGGUGGGGAAAUGAAGUUAACACAGCUUUUCAUGCGUUUUCAGCUUCCCUUUUCGAGAAAGCAGAAGGGAGGGCCAUCCCUCCUUCACUAUCAUUGCCCUUGGGGCAGCACUCCUUGCCUUGUCUGCCCAGCAGGGCUCUGUGCUGCUCAUAUGGAGUUGGUGCUAACGUGAGUCGAGCGGGGCAUUAUAAUGAAGGAACUGUAAAAACAGUUCAGGCUGCUGCCUGGUGCGGAUGUCCUGGAAAUGCAUCACACCCUGGGCAUAUGAGAGCUUGGAAAAGUGAAGUGAAAACUGAUGAUGGUGGUUUUACUGGAAAUGCUGAAGGCUGGGAUUGGGUCCAUCCCUAUGGCAGAUCUCAUUAGUGUUGGGGUGCACAUCAGCAGUGCUCUUUUGAUUCUUUCUGAUGGCUCUUUUGAUGGUCUCGGGCAUUUUGAGUGAUAAGCAGUAGGGAUAAAUUAAACUGUCAAAGUAAUUGCACUGAUAUUUAUACCUUCCAAAUACCAAUUUUAUAUUGAAAAUGAUCUAUGUAUAUAGUAGGCAGCAGACUUUUAAGGUGUUGACCGUGUAUGAAAAUCUGAUUCAUUUCUGAACUAGUAAUACAUGAGGUGUUCCACUCUUUGGGCACUGAGUGAUAAUGCCUUAAAAAGCCUUGGCUGUACUGAUAAAUGAGGAAAUAAAUACAAUUGUAACACCUUA
This is a messenger RNA of Centrocercus urophasianus (Greater sage-grouse), 5407 nucleotides long. It is a transcript of the gene GTF2I, whose product is annotated as general transcription factor IIi. The transcript has 34 exons. The coding region runs from base 135 to 3116 and encodes 993 amino acids. Lineage: Eukaryota; Metazoa; Chordata; Aves; Galliformes; Phasianidae. The record is from RefSeq and is a predicted model, not a curated record. Gene Ontology annotation, cellular component: nucleus. Gene Ontology annotation, molecular function: DNA-binding transcription factor activity.